UAAUUGUCAACUUUCGACAAAUUUCGUCAGCCACGCGAACACAAGCCUGAUGUUACAAAAUAAUUUGCCGGGUGGCAAAAUCUAGUAAUCCAUACGGUUUCAUAGUUUUAAAUGAAAAACAUUCUAGCGCUACUGCAUAACUGUAGUGUUUUUAGUAAACAUCUGCCAGCAGUAUUUCCCCAGUUCAGACUUUCACACAAUCUUCCACACUGGGGAAGUAACAAAACUCAUCGAAAAAUCAAGAUCAGCAAUCCAUUCCGAGAAAUAAUUAUGGCCGAUCCCAAGAUUGAAGAAAUCCUCGCUCCGCUUCGUGCGUGCGUUAAGGAACAAGGAGAUUUAGUCAGAAAACUAAAAGAUGAAAAAGCACCUGAAAUAGACAUCAAAAAGGCUGUUGCUGAAUUAAAAACUCGAAAGAAGAUACUAGAAGAUAAAGAAUUAAGCUUAGCGCCCACAGAAGAAUUAUUUGACCGCUCGAAAAUGGAAGAUCUCAUCAAGAGGAGAUUCUUCUAUGAUCAAUCUUUCGCCAUUUAUGGUGGUAUUACUGGUCAAUUUGAUUUUGGACCGAUGGGAUGUGCACUUAAAAGCAAUAUGAUUCAGUUAUGGAGAAAGUACUUCAUUCUUCAAGAGCAGAUGUUGGAAGUUGACUGUUCAAUAUUAACACCCGAACCUGUGUUGAAAGCUUCUGGGCAUGUUGAGAGAUUUGCCGACCUCAUGACUAAAGAUAUCAAAUCUGGAGAGUGCUUUAGGCUAGAUCACCUCAUCAAAGCUCAUUUGGAGAAAAUUAAGAGUGAGAAAAAUACCAGUGCAGAGCUAAAGGCGGAAAUUGAAGAUAUUCUUGUCAAGCUAGAUGGGAUGAAUUCUGAUGAAAUGUCUGCACUCAUGAAAAGGUUUGACAUGAAAUCACCUAUCAGCGGCAAUGAACUGACUCCACCGAUCGAGUUCAACCUCAUGUUUAACACACAGAUUGGCCCAUCUGGUUUGGUGAAAGGCUUUCUUAGACCAGAGACAGCGCAAGGCAUCUUUGUAAACUUUAAACGUCUCUUAGAAUUCAACCAAGGUCGGCUUCCAUUUGCCGCAGCUCAAAUAGGCAACUCAUUCAGAAAUGAAAUCUCCCCAAGAUCUGGACUCCUCAGGGUCAGAGAGUUCACCAUGUGUGAAAUAGAGCAUUUCUGUGAUACAAAAGAUCACCCUAAGUUUGAAUCUGUUAAAAAUACCCAGAUGUUAUUCUACUCAGCUGAUAGCCAAGAACAGGGAAGACCAGCUGAAGUGUUAACUAUAGGAGAAGCUGUGGCCAGAGGCACUGUUAACAAUGAAACCUUAGGAUACUUCAUGGCCAGGAUUCAUUUGUACAUGAUAGCUGUGGGCAUUGACCCAAAGAAGCUCAGGUUCAGGCAACAUAUGGGCAAUGAAAUGGCUCACUAUGCAUGUGAUUGCUGGGACGCUGAGUGCCUAUCCAGUUAUGGAUGGGUCGAAUGUGUGGGCUGUGCUGACAGAUCAGCAUAUGACCUCACACAACACUCAAAGGCAACUGGUACGAGACUUGCAGCCGAGAAAAAACUCCCUGCCCCAAAGCAGAUUGAAGUUGUGGAAGCAGUGGCAAAUAAAGCUGCAAUUGGUAAAGAAUUCAAGAAAGAUGCAAAGGCAAUCAAUGAUGGACUAGCAGCAAUGGAUUCCACUGCUUUAGAACAACUCCAAGAGAAAUUAGAUAGUGAUGGUGAAUAUGUACUUAACACACCAAAUGGUGAUUUCAAACUUACUCCAAAGCUUGUGAACGUCAAGAAGAGUCAGAAGACCAUUCAUGUAGAAGAAAUUAUACCAAGUGUUAUAGAACCAUCGUUCGGUGUGGGAAGAAUUCUGUAUUGUAUUUUGGAACAUAACUUCAAGAUGAGGGAAGGGGAUGAACAGAGAACCUACUUCUCGUUGCCAGCCACUGUCGCUCCUAUGAAGUGUGCUGUUUUGCCACUCAGUGGAAACACUGAAUUCCAACCAUUCGUAAGAGAAUUAUCUCAAGAACUAACUUCUGUAGAUGUGUCACAUAAAGUAGAUGAUUCUUCUGGCUCAAUCGGCAGACGGUACGCUAGAACAGAUGAGCUUGGUGUGCCGUAUGCGAUCACAGUAGACUUUGAUACUAUGAAGGAACCGCACACAGUGACUCUUAGAGAAAGAGAUAGCAUGGGCCAAAUUCGGCUACCAUUACAAGAUGUACCAACUAUAGUGAGAGAUCUCACUAAUAGUAAAAUAUUGUGGGCUGACGCUGAGGCACAGUACCCUAAAUUUGAACAGCAAGAAAAUGUCAAAGGUGCAGCAGCAUAAUGUACCGCAAAUUAAUAUUAGCACAGGUGCUCCUGAUAGUUAAAAUGUAUCAAUAAUUAUACAAUAUUUAUUGUUUUAGCUUAAGAUCGAAAUUUUGCAAAUUUAUGAAAAUAAAAAUGCUUAUACAAAAA
This is a messenger RNA of Pararge aegeria (speckled wood butterfly), 2444 nucleotides long. It is a transcript of the gene GlyRS, whose product is annotated as glycine--tRNA ligase. Gene Ontology annotation, molecular function: glycine-tRNA ligase activity; ATP binding. The transcript has a single exon. Bases 112 to 2313 code for a protein of 733 amino acids. The record is from RefSeq and is a predicted model, not a curated record. Gene Ontology annotation, cellular component: mitochondrion; cytoplasm. NCBI's taxonomy places the organism in Eukaryota, Metazoa, Arthropoda, Insecta, Lepidoptera, Nymphalidae. Gene Ontology annotation, biological process: mitochondrial glycyl-tRNA aminoacylation.